Cinara cedri is the source of this 4141-nucleotide messenger RNA. NCBI's taxonomy places the organism in Eukaryota, Metazoa, Arthropoda, Insecta, Hemiptera, Aphididae. The record is from the annotation of a GenBank genome assembly.
AUGAUAGGAGGUGAAAAAAAACAGGGUCAGCCCCUCGAUGAUGUUGAACAAAAAGUAAAAGACAUCAGACUGUCUGUUGAUGAUUUCCCUCCGAUUUUUGAUUGUGAUUCAAAUUUUGGUGACAACAAUGACAUAACAGGUCAAUAUUUUAUAGGUUAAUAUUAUAUUAUGUUUUUAGGGUCUCUGUUUUCUCUAUUUCAAAAACAGGAUGCAAUGUUAAAUUUAAUUGUAAGAAUUAUAUAGUUUAGAUGAUCUAUUUUAACUAAUUUUUCAGACUGAAAUUCUUGAAGACAGAUUUUGAUUUCGAUGAUGACGACAUGGCUGGUAAGUUUAUAUUAUAAUAUAAUAGUUACAAUUUAACAUUGUUUUUUGAAAUAUAAUAUGAAUUAUUUGUUUAUGGAUAAUUUUUUUUUUUAGUUAUGUCUGUUAAAUAUGGUGACACUGAAGUUCUCAAUGGUUUUGUCCUUGGAAAAAGUAUGUUUUCAAGUUUGGUUAUUAUAUUUAAGUACAUGAGUUAAAAGAGUUGAAUUAAAUUUGUAAAAUAAUCUAAUCUACUUUUGUAGGAAGACUAUAGUUGUUUUAUGUAGUAAUAAAUUUAUGAAAUACUUUAUAUAUUUUGAACAAAAAGGUUUUAAAUUUAAAUUUAAAUUAUAAAAAAAAAAUUUGAACUAUAACUUAUAUUACUAUUUUCACCUAAUUGACUUUUAAGUUAGUGAGAAUAGGUCUAUUUAAAAAAAAUGAUUCAAUAUUAAAUUUAAUAAUAAAAAUUAUAUAGUUUUUAUGAUCCAUUUUAACUAAUUUUUCAGACUCUGAAAUUUUUGAAGACAGCAAAGUUGAUUUUGAUAAUGAUAACAAAAUGGGUGGUAAGUUUAUGUUUUAAUAUAACAGUUACAAUUUAACAUUGUUUUUUAAAAUAAAAUAUGGAUAAUAUAUUAUUUUUUUCAGUUAUGUCUGAUGAAUGUGAUGACACUGGAGAUACUAAACAAACAGGUUUAAAUUUAAUUUUGAACCAUAAAAAUAACUAACUUGUACUCUAACAUAAGUGACUAUUUUCUUCUAAGUUAAAAAUUUGUAAAAUUUCAGAAACUAACUUAUAUUCUAUCUUGGUUAGUUCUUAUAUUAAAGUUACCUUAACUAAUUGAAAAAAAUUACAAACUUACUCAGCUUUGAAUGUUGUUAUACAUUACAUUUAUAAUAUUACUAUUGAUAUAAAUUGAAUUAUUUGAUGUGUUUUGUAGAGAUGUUCUGGGUAUCCAGCCAUUGAGUCCUAAUGGGAUACUCAAAUUAUUACUCAGCUAAUACUGGGUACCUGAUUUAUUAAUAAAUAAUGUACCUGGAACUCCCCUUAUGUUUUGUAUUUAUCUUUUUUUUAAUAAUUGUGUUCCCUUAAUUUAAAGAUGCCCCUAUCCAUUCUACAUAGUCAACUACAGUUACAGCUGGUAUAUCUAUUGAAAAUCAGAUGGAAUUGCCUAUUGAAACAGGUAUGUUUGACUCGGAAGUCAGUUUUAACAUUAUACAUGUGCAGAAUCAUCUUGAUCUCUUCUGGGAUAAACUAUAGUUGUGUUUUGUAGUAAUAAAUUUAUGAAUCAUUUAACAUGUUUUGAACAAAAAUAUUUUAAACUUAAAUUUUAACAAAAAAAAAAACUUGUACUAUAACUUAAGUGAUUUUUCACCAAACUAACUUCUAACUAAGUUAGUGAGCAUGGUCUAUUUCAAGAAAAUGAUUCAAUAUUAAAUAUAAUUUUAAGGAUUAUAUAGUUUUGAUGAUUCAUUUCAACUAAUUUUUCAGACUCUAAAAUUUUUGAAGAUAGCGAAGUUGAUUUUGAUGAUGAUAAAAUGGCUGGUUAGUUUAUUUUAUAGUAUAACAGUUACAAUUUAAUAUAGUUUUUUAAAAUAUAAUAUGGAUAAUAUUUUUUUUUUUUUUAGUUAUGUCUGAUGAGUGUGGUGAUACUGGAGUUAUUGAACAAACAGGUUUUUAAAUUUUAAUUUUAAUUAUAAAAAUAACUAACUUGUACUCUAACAUAAGUGACUAUUUUCACCAAGCUAACUUCUAAGUUAGAAAUUUGUAAAAUUUCAGAAACUAAUUUAUAUUCUAUCUUGGUUAGUUCUUAUAUUAAAGUUACCUUAACUAAUUGAAAAAAAUUACAAACUUACUCAGCUUUGAAUGUUGUUAUACAUUACAUUUAUAAUAUUACUAUUGAUAUAAAUUGAACUAUUUGAUGUGUUUUGUAGAGAUGUUCUGGGUAUCCAGCCAUUGAGUCCUAUUGGGAUACUCAAAUUAUUACUUGGCUAAUACUGGGUACCUGAUUUAUUAAUAAAUAAUGUACCUGGAACUCCCCUUAUGUUAGUUAGUUUUUGUAUAAAAGUAACUUUAACUUAUUAAAAAAAAUUUCUCAGCUUUGAAUGUUGUUAUAUACUAAAUUUAUAACAUUGUUAUUGAUAUAAAAAUAAUUAUUUGAUGUUUUGUCAGAAUGUUCUGUGUAUUUGGCCAUUAAGUCCUAACCAGGUACUCAUAUAAAUUAUUACUCGGCUAAUACUAGAUUAUUAAUAAAGUUUAUUAAUAAAUAAUGUACCCAGAAGUCCUUUUAUGUUUUGUAUUUAUCUUAUUCUUUUUAAUAAUUUCGUUCUGUUUAUUUAUAGAUGCCCCUAUUCAUUCUACAUAGUCAACUACAGUUACAGCUGGAUCAUCUAUUGAAAAUCAGAUGGCAUUGCUUAUUGAUACAGGUGUGUUUGAUUUAGAAGUUAGUUUUAACAUUAUAGAUGUGCAGAAAUAGAUAGCCCGAUCUCCUGUGGGAUAAAUUUUUAGUUGUGUUUUUUAGUAAUUAAUUUAUAAAAUAUUUUACAUAUUUUGAACAAACAGGGUUUAAAUUUAAAUUUUAACUAUAAAAAAAACAAAUUUUUACUCUAACUUAAGUGACUCUUCACUUAACUAACUUCUUACUAAGUAAGUAAGCAUAGGUCUCUAUUAAAAAAAAAAAAAAGAUUCAAUAUUAAAUUUAAUAGUAAGAAAAGAAUUAUAUAUUUUGUAUGAUCCAUUUUAACUAAUUUUUCAGACUGAAAUUUUCGAAGACAGUGACAUUGAUUUUGAUGAUGAUAUGGCUGGUAAGUUUAUGUUAUAAUAUAACAGUUACAAUUUAACAUUGUUUUUUAAAAUAUAAUAUGGAUGAUAUUUUUUUUUUUUUAGUUAUGUCUGAUGAAUGUGGUGACACUGGAGAUAUUGAACAAACAGGUUUAAAAUUUAAUUUUGAACCAUAAAAAUAACUAACUUGUACUCUAACAUAAGUGACUAUUUUCACCAAAUUAACUUCUAAUUAAGUGAGAAAUUUCAGAAACUAACUUAUAUUCUAUCUGGGUUAGUUCUAGUAUAAAAGUAACUUUAAAUAAUUAAAAAAAAUUACUCAGCUUUGAAUGUUAUUGUAUAUUAAAUUUAUAAAAUUGUUAUUGAUAUAAAAAUAAUUAUUUAAUGUUUUGUCAGAAUGUUCUGUAUAUUCGGCCAUUGAGUCCUAACCAGGUACUCAUAUAAAUUAUUACUCGGCUAAUACAGGGUGCUUGGUUUAUUAAUAAAGAUUGUACCUGGAACUCUCCUUAUGUUUUGUAUUUAUCUUGUUUUUUUUUAAUUAUUUUGUUCUGUUAUUUUAAAGAUGCCCCUAUCCCUUGUGCACAGUUAACUACAGUUACAGCUGAUACACCUAUUGAAAAUCAGAUAGCAUUGGUUAUUGAUAAAGGUAUGUUUAACUUACAUAGUUUCACAAUAAUACAAUAUUAUAAAACUAAUAUAAAUCUUAAAACGUUCCUUUCUUAAAGAUGCAAGUACCAGUCAAAAACUGAUACAGAAUGAUGGAACACUUCAAAAUUUAAGACAGAGGAAAAGCAUUUCUUUUAGAAUCAAUAGUGAGUUACAAUCCAUUAGUUAGUCACAUUCUAAAAUAAUUCUGUUUAACACUGUUUUACAUUUUUAGAUAAAUGUUCCAAGAGCAGGUUUUUGGAGAAGAACUUAUUUCAGCGCAUAGAUAGACUUGUAGAAUUACAAAUCAAAUCUGUAAAACAACAAAAUGAAGCCAUGAAAAGGAAUUCUGCCUUAAAAGAACGUAAACUGUUGUUAGAACUAGAAUUACUAGAAAAACAAAUCAAUAACUCAUAA